Messenger RNA from Telopea speciosissima, 979 nucleotides. RefSeq lists its product as uncharacterized. The transcript is spliced from 5 exons. The record is from RefSeq and is a predicted model, not a curated record. Bases 208 to 894 code for a protein of 228 amino acids. Lineage: Eukaryota; Viridiplantae; Streptophyta; Magnoliopsida; Proteales; Proteaceae.
AAGAGGGAAGAGUCCAUGUUCAGAGCUUUGUUUUCUGACAAUGGUUAAAACAAAACCCAUUUCAUCCUUGUUUUUUUGCAAGAGGCAGAGAUUCUCCUUUUGGGAAGACCAAGUUCUUUCUCUCUAGUUCAGUGAUCUUAGUUUGUUCAUAUACAUUGAUGAAGCUCUGAUCUAGGAAGAGUUUCUAAGGAAUUAACUCAGGAGAAAAUGCUGACUGAUGAUAAAGCAGAGAAGAAAUGGAGGGAAAAUAAUGUGGAAGGAGAUGAUGGUCUGAGGACUGUAGAGUGUCUGAGAGGAAGAUUGCUUGCAGAGAGAACGGCUUCAAGGGUUGCGAAAGAAGAAGCAGAGCUGAUGCAGAACAAGUUAAUAGAGCUGGAAAGACAACUAAAAGCAGAGAUAGAAUCAAAGAACAGAGCCGAAAAGAAGCUGAAAUUCCUGACGAAAAAACUGGAAUCCUUGAAACUUUCGCCUAUUUCAGACCAGUUGAGUUCAUCGGAAACCAACCCAGGAAGUUGGGGUUCAGGAAUCACUGGUUAUUCUUACAACAACUGCAGAGAUUGUUCACCAGAAGAACCCAGCAAAGUUGAUGACACUGUGACCUCGAAAGAGUUUGCUAUUACAGCCGAUCUGGGUCUCAGAGAAUCCUCUAAUGGGGAGAAAGAGUCGAGUGGAGAGAACGAUCCGGUAGAGUACGUGGAUAACUCACUAGCAAUAGUUCCGGUAAACACGCCAACAGCUCCGAAACAGUCUCAGGAACGCAAGAUCAUCAACAGAGAGAGCGUAGGAGAUGUUCUUGCCGCUCUGAGGAAUGCUAGAGAGAAACUUCACAGCUCAAUGAGGAGAAGAGAUGGUAAUCAUGGUUUCCAUUCUUGCUCAGUUGAGCUGUGUGGUUGAGUUUAAGAGAAAAUAUUGCUUCAAUGGCUUAUUGAUGUUUCGUUGUUUCUUAGCUUUCGAAAAAUUUAUUUGAUCACUUGCGUUU